AUGUCUAACUUUUGGACGAGCUUACGUGGGAAAUAUGCACCCGACAGAGAGCGAGGCUCUGAAGGGAUGGAAAAACCCGGGUACUGCUCCGGGAGCUUCGACGGCCUUCAUCAUCCCAGCGAUGAUGAUGAUGAUGAUGAUGAGAUGGUGGACAUAGCAGGAGCCACACUGGACUUUUCAAGCACGGACGACGUCCCUCCUCUCAGCUCAGAGGUUUAUGAGGACAACAACAGCAGCAGUAGCAGAACAGCCGGUAUGAACGGUAACGGCCCCAGUAGGCUUGUGGAUCCGCUGGAGGACCCACUGCCUGGAGUGGGCACCUAUGAAGACUUCAACACUAUUGACUGGGUCAGAGAGAAGAGCAAAGACCGGGACAGGCACAGAGAGAUCACCAAUAAGAGCAGACAGUCAACUAUGGCUCUGCUGCGCAGAAUCAGUGAUGCCUUCUCAGGGUGGCUGCUCAUGCUGCUGGUGGGACUGAUGGCAGGUGCUGUGGCCGGCGGCAUCGACAUCUCAGCCCACUGGAUGACGGACAUGAAAGGCGGCGUGUGUCUCCAAGGUUUCUGGUUCAACCAUGAGCACUGCUGCUGGUUGUCUAAUGAGACCACGUUCCAGGAGAGGGACCGGUGUCCACAGUGGAAGAGCUGGGCCGAGCUCAUAACGGGAACCUCAGAGGGUGCGUUUGCCUACGUAGUGAACUACAUGAUGUACAUAUUUUGGGCUCUGAUCUUCUCCUUCUUGGCCGUCAUACUGGUCAGAGCCUUCGCCCCGUAUGCAUGCGGAUCAGGAAUACCAGAGAUCAAAACCAUACUCAGUGGGUUCAUCAUCCGAGGCUACCUGGGGAAGUGGACCCUGAUCAUCAAGACCAUCACCCUGGUCUUAGCUGUCUCCUCUGGGCUCAGUUUAGGGAAGGAGGGCCCUCUGGUCCACGUCGCCUGCUGCUGUGCUAAUAUACUCUGUCACCUGUUCACAAAGUACUGCAAGAAUGAGUCCAAGAGAAGAGAGGUGUUAUCAGCGGCAGCAGCAGUGGGUGUAUCGGUGGCUUUUGGAGCUCCGAUAGGAGGAGUCCUGUUCAGUCUGGAGGAGGUGAGUUAUUACUUCCCCCUGAAGACUCUGUGGCGUUCAUUCUUCGCUGCUCUGGUGGCAGCCUUCACUCUGCGCUCCAUCAACCCGUUUGGGAACAGCCGCUUGGUGCUGUUCUACGUGGAGUUUCACACCCCGUGGCACCUGAUCGAGCUGGCCCCUUUCAUCCUGCUGGGGAUCUUUGGAGGCCUCUGGGGGGCGCUGUUUAUCAAGGCUAACAUUGCUUGGUGCAGGAAGCGUAAAACCACCCGUCUGGGUCACUACCCCAUUAUUGAGGUCCUGGUGGUCGCCAUGCUGACCGCCGUGCUCGCCUACCCAAACAGUUACACUAGGAUGAGCGGAUCUGAGCUCAUCUCUGAGCUGUUCAAUGACUGCUCCAUGCUCGACUCCUCUCAGCUGUGCAGCUACAAACAGCAAGCCAACAUGUCAGAACCAGGUGUAGAUAACAGCCUUGCAGGACCAGGCCUUCACACAGCCCUGUGGCAGCUGGCCCUGGCCUUAGUGUUCAAGAUGAUGAUCACUGUGAUUACAUUCGGCAUGAAGGUUCCCUCUGGUCUCUUCAUCCCCAGCAUGGCAGUUGGAGCCAUAGCCGGCAGGCUGCUGGGUAUUGGCAUGGAGCAGCUGGCCCACCACAACCGCGACUCGGUUAUCUUUAAAGGGUGGUGUUCAGCGGAAGCAGAAUGCAUCAUGCCAGGGCUUUACGCCAUGGUCGGAGCUGCCGCUUGUUUGGGUGGAGUGACUCGUAUGACCGUAUCUCUGGUAGUCAUCAUGUUCGAGCUGACUGGCGGUCUGGAGUACAUUGUUCCCCUCAUGGCUGCAACCAUGACCAGCAAAUGGGUGGCAGAUGCUUUUGGAAGAGAGGGAAUUUAUGAGGCUCACAUCAGGUUGAAUGGUUACCCAUUCCUUGAGCCAAAAGAAGAGUUUGAGCACAGUAGCCUGGCGGUGGACGUGAUGAGGCCGAGGAGGAGUGACCCUGCGCUGGCUGUGCUCACGCAGGAGGGCAUGACUGUAGGGGAGGUGGAGUCCUUAGUGGAGAGCACUCACUACAGUGGUUUCCCUGUGGUCGUCUCUUCGGAGUCUCAAAGGCUUGUGGGAUUUGUACUCAGAAGAGAUCUGCUCAUAUCUAUAGACAAUGCCCGGAAGCGCCAGGACGGCAUCGUCAGCGCCUCCCAGGUGCUCUUCACUGAGCACGCCCCAUCACUUCCGGAUGCACCACCUCCCCUCCGGCUGAGGUGCAUCAUGGACCUGAGCCCCUUUACGGUCACUGACCACACACCCAUGGACAUCACUGUGGAUAUUUUCAGAAAACUGGGGCUACGCCAGUGUCUGGUUACGCAUAAUGGGAGGCUGCUGGGAAUUAUCACCAAAAAGGACAUACUCAAGCACAUGGCGCAGAUGGCCAACAGAGACCCGGACUCCAUCCUCUUCAACUGACCUCCAUUUCCCAUCUUCUUUCUCACACCUGUGAGUUAAAAAAAAAAAAAAUAGAGGCAGGAACAGGUAAUCCUCUGUUGUGGAGACAGACAAGAGGAGACGAGGUGGAGGAGGAGAAAAUAAAGACAUCAGGGAAGAUGAAGAGUUGUUUUGGGAGCUCCGUGCCUGCCCUCGGGCCUUCACGGCGAGCCCAAACAGAGCACUUUGAGCUGGGCUGAUGGAUGUUCAGACACUUCCCUCCCUCCCACUGUGAGGUUUCCUAUAGCCCCAAGGCUGAAGGAUCCAGGAGUGUGAGAAUAGGAUCGAAUACACACACAAGCUUACACUCCACAAAGACUUUCAUAACAGCCUGGGAACCUGCUAGAAAUGUCUCUUCUUCUUUUCUGUUGUUUUUGUUGUCCUAUAGGUGCUCGAUAGGUGAUACAGCUCCAGCCUGGAAACUAUGCAGCGUUGUCCUGCCAUGCAGACAGUUUUGUUAUGUUGUAUAGACAUACAUAGUCAAGGCAAACCAUGUCAUACCUUUAAGUGAAAUGCAUUUCCAGGCUGUUGUGGAAGGGCUAAAAGAGAAAUCAUGAUAUAAAUUAAUUUAUGUAAAUGUAAAAUUGUUCAUCCCACUAAAUUAUUCCACUGACUUAAAGCUGCAGUUUGUGUCUUUAUUUUGGUUCCUCACAUCAUGAAGUGUUAUCUGUUUGGAUUUGAUAACCAUUUGAUUUUGUUUGUUUAGUUUUGAAGCUCAGAUUCUAUCACAUCUUUGACUGAAGCUUCUGUUUUGGUUUUUAUUGGUGUUUCGAUAAGUUGAAAACAAGAAUUUUAUGUCUGUGAAUAUAAAUCUUUUCAGUUUGAGCUCCUCAACUAAUUUUAAUUAACUGAUCUCGUGCGUCCUUGCUCAAACAAAAAUGCGACACAGUUGCUGCUUUCAUCCUCUAAAUUAUAAGGAUUUGUUUUCUGUCACAGCCAGUGGUGAACUGAAUGUUAGGCUCUAUUAAACACUGUUUUCUUACACUUAAUAGA
Messenger RNA from Archocentrus centrarchus (flier cichlid), 3528 nucleotides. RefSeq names its product chloride channel, voltage-sensitive 5b (gene clcn5b). The transcript is spliced from 18 exons. Bases 1 to 2517 code for a protein of 838 amino acids. Gene Ontology annotation, cellular component: Golgi apparatus; plasma membrane; synaptic vesicle. Gene Ontology annotation, biological process: transmembrane transport; chloride transport. Gene Ontology annotation, molecular function: voltage-gated chloride channel activity. The record is from RefSeq and is a predicted model, not a curated record. Lineage: Eukaryota; Metazoa; Chordata; Actinopteri; Cichliformes; Cichlidae.